Molecule: messenger RNA, 1827 nt
Organism: Entrophospora sp. SA101
Lineage: Eukaryota; Fungi; Glomeromycota; Glomeromycetes; Entrophosporales; Entrophosporaceae
Source: the annotation of a GenBank genome assembly
AUGGUCAGGCUUUGUAUUAUUUGCAAUAAGGAAAAGGCAAUUGUUAAAAGACCAAAAACAGGGCAACAAGCGUGCAAAGAGUGUUUUUAUUAUGUAUUUGAAACAGAGGUGCAUAAUACAAUUACAGACAAUAAAUUAUUUAAGAAGGGUGAUAAAGUUGCAAUUGCAGCCUCAGGAGGAAAAGAUUCCACAGUGUUAGCUUAUGUUUUAAAACUUUUGAAUGAAAGAUAUAAUUAUGAUUUAGAUUUAUUCCUUUUAUCAGUUGAUGAGGGAAUAACAGUUUCAUAUAGUGAGUUAUAUGGAUGGAGUAUGGAUCAAAUAGUUAAAGAGGUUGGAUUAAAGAAUAAUUGUACAUUUUGUGGUGUAUUUAGACGUCAAGCUUUAGAUCGUGGAGCUGCACUAUUGAAAGUUGAUCAUGUAGUAACAGGACAUAAUGCAGACGAUAUUGCAGAAACAGUUUUGAUGAACAGUGAUAUUGCCAGGCUUCAAAGAUGCACAGAAAUAUGUACAACUGGAGAAGAUUGUAUAAGAAGAUCCAAGCCAUUUAAAUAUACAUAUGAAAAAGAGAUAGUCAUGUAUGCAUAUUUCAAGAAACUUGACUAUUUUUCUACUGAAUGUAUUUACUCACCAAAUUCAUAUAGAGGACAUGUUAGAACAUUUCUAAAAGAUUUAGAAGCAAUUCGUCCAAGCACUAUAAUAGAUAUAAUUUAUUCUGGCGAAGCAUUCCAGGUUAAGAAUGAGGUGAAAUUGCCUGUUCAAGGCAUGUGUAAACGUUGUGGAUAUAUAUCUAGUAAUGAAUUGUGUAAAGCAUGCGUCUUAUUAGAAGGUUUAAAUAGAGGCUUACCGAGAUUUGGUAUUGGGAAAACUCAUAAAAUGCGUAAACUUUAUGGAGAUACGCCUGAAAAUUUGCCAUCGAUACCAUUUUUUAACAAGAAAAUAAAUGACGAUCAAAAUUUAAAUCUCGUUUUAGUAAUGUCAUUUCCUCAAUUAUUUAAAAAAUCCAAAUUGGCAACAUAUGAUCCAGCAUUACCACAAGUUUAUAAAACUUAUGGACAUUAUAAAGGUAAAGGAGAAUGGGGAGUAAAACGUAAUUUACCAAAAACAACACAUUCAGAUGUAAUAACUAUUAGAGCGUUCGAUACAACAGAGCAUCAAACAAUAUUCAAUAGUGUUCAAGGUUUAGUGAAGUUCCCAAGAAAAUGGAAAGAAAAUUUUCCACAUUCAAAAAUAUUUAAACCAAUGAUAGGACAAAAUUUUUUGGACAUUGAUAAAAUAUCGGAGAAAAAAUUCAAAAAAUAUUUAAAGGAGGCGGAAAGUAGGAGGGAGGAUUGGUAUAUAAAAAUCACAAAAGAUCAAAAGAAACCAUCUAUUGUAGAUUAUUUAGAAUUUUUAAAUUUAAACUAUCAAAGUCAAACAAAACGACCAGUUAAAGGAUUGACAUAUUCACACAACAAUACAGGAUCAAGUAUAAUAGUGCAAGGUCGUAUUUUGAAUAGAGGUAAUUCUGCAGAUUACUCUGUUGGAGUUGGUGGGUUAGUAACACGGCUACCUGUAAAUACAGUCAUUAGUUUAACACAAAUAGAUCGUAGUAAAUUAGAAACAUUUUAUGUUGAGAAGGCAGAAUUUGAUGCUAAAGGAACACCAAGAGUAUCUUUAACAAAAUUACCUAAUAUUUUAAAUAAAUUAAAGUCUUCAACCAAUAAUAAUAAUAAUCAAUCAACAACAUUGUUUGGUUCUAGAACAUUUGAUAAUAUUUCAGACGAAGAUAAGCUAUCACAAGAAGCAAUGUUAAAUAAAAUUCAAGAUAUAUUUGAUAGUAGUAAUUAG